Messenger RNA from Lodderomyces jiufengensis, 462 nucleotides. RefSeq lists its product as uncharacterized. Gene Ontology annotation, biological process: vesicle-mediated transport; protein transport. The record is from RefSeq and is a predicted model, not a curated record. Gene Ontology annotation, molecular function: clathrin-cargo adaptor activity. Gene Ontology annotation, cellular component: intracellular membrane-bounded organelle; AP-1 adaptor complex. The transcript has a single exon. Bases 1 to 462 code for a protein of 153 amino acids. Lineage: Eukaryota; Fungi; Ascomycota; Pichiomycetes; Serinales; Debaryomycetaceae.
AUGUCGAUACAAUUUCUAUUUCUUAUAUCAAGACAAGGCAAAACAAGAUUAUCGAAAUGGUAUCAAACCUUACCUCAAAAACAAAAAUCCAAAAUCAUAAGAGAAUUAUCAACAAUAAUAUUAUCAAGAAGAUCCAAAAUGUGUAAUGUAUUAGAGUAUAGAGAUUUGAAAAUUAUAUAUAGAAGAUAUGCAUCUUUGUUUUUCAUAAUUGGAAUAAAUAAUCAAGAUAAUGAAUUAAUAGGAUUAGAAAUUAUUCAUAGAUUUGUUGAACAAAUGGAUAAGAUAUAUGGUAAUGUUUGUGAGUUAGAUAUAAUAUUUGGAUUUGAUAAGGCUUAUCAUGUUUUAGAUGAAUUAUUGUUAGAUGGGUAUAUUCAAGAAAGUUCAAAGAAAGAAGUUUUAAAAAGGGUCAAUCAGCAGGAUGAAUUGGAAAAUAUGGAUGAAUUUGAAAAAAUAUUGAUAUAA